CUCCCUCCACAACGAUAGCAGCAGUUUAAAAAGAGGGCACUGAAGAAGAGGACCUCAAAGAGAACACUUCCACAAUGAAGAACCAAAGCAGAUGUCUGUGCGUUAUUCUGCCCAAUAACACAGAACUGAGUUUGACUGUUGGGCUUAAAGACAGAGGUCAAGACGUGUUCGAACAGCUGUUUGAGCGACUCGGCACCUCAGAUCUUACCUUCUUUGGUCUGAGUGUGGUAAAGGACAGUCAACCCCUGUUUUUGGAUUUGGGGCAUAAAUUGUCAUUGUACCUCCCAAAGUCCUGGAGAAAGAAUACAUCAAAGGAGAAAGUGAUUCUCUCCCUCAAAGUGCAGUACUUUGUAGAAAAUGUUCAACUAAUUUUAAACCGUGAUACCCGCCAGCUGUAUUAUGCUGAGGUGAAGGGGAGAGUUUUGAGAUCUGAGUGCUUUGAGCAGGAAGGACUGUACUUCCAGCUGGCUGCCUACGCCCUUCAAGCUGAUCUUGGAGAUUGCGAAGAAAACUUUGCAUACUUUAGCCCACAGGGAUUUUUCCCUUUUUGGAUUGUACAGAAGCAUGGGAAUGAUUAUAUCCUGAAGCACACCCCAGCCCUGCACAGGGAGCUUAAAGGAAUGUCAUCCAGCGAGGCUGCCUCGCUUUUCAUUCAGGAAGCGUUUACCUUGAGUGAUGUGCCUCUCACCAUCUAUAGAUUGUCCAAAGAAAAGAAAAAAACACAAGGUUGUGUCCUCGUGGGUGUGACAUCUACAGGACUGCAGAUCUCUGAGGUGCUGAAUGGGAAGGUGUAUGAUUUUCCGUGGCCCUCCAUUCAUUCCAUUACUUUUCAGGGCAGGAAGUUUGACAUUCGUGCUGAUGGUUUGUUUGAGAAAAAGCUGGUGCUUUAUAGUCUGUCCGUCCUUCAUGCCAAAAACCUGCUGCAGCACGUAAGAAACAGUCACCGACUGCAUCUCAACAUAAAGCCCUUGGUCAUGAAGCUCAAGGAAAAAAACGGGAGACACAGAGAGAUGUACAUCACAGAUGGAGCUGAUCUGGUGUUUGAGGACAGUGAUGAUGAUGAUGAGCUUCCACCAAUGAAGUUCCUCGUAGACAACAUCCAGAAGCAAACCACUGGCACCACCGAGAGUAAAACUGUCACGGGAAGUGGUGCUUCAAAUGGCGCUUGCUGUUUAGAGAUGAGUGUUGAUGAGCCUGAAGAAAUGUUGGUAGAUGAUCCUGAAGAUGUUCUGCGUUUAAUUGAGCUGGUGGAGGGUGUAUCUGUGGAUGGUCCUUUAUUGUUGCCAAUUUCUCACUGGGAAGGUGAAACUAAUCAAAUCAGUUAAUUUCCACUACUGUCCACCCUGCUAGAAAACCCGCUUGAGGCAUCUCUAUCCCCAUCUCAGUCACGAAGAAUCUUAACAGUGGGUGUUAACCUGGAAGUGACAAGCAACCACAAGCCAUAGAUGAAAACAGCUUUCGAAUGUGCAUUUGUGCUUUGAAUGAACUAACUUCUUUUCACAUUAUGUCCCUAAAUAUUCAACAUAUAAAAUACACAGAAAUUGUUUGCAAAGCAUGCUGAAGUUAUUUUUACAUGCAAAAGACGUCAUGUAUUGUUUUAUUGAACUUUGAUCUUUACUGAAAAACCUACGGAAACCACUGUGUACAAACAGAAGUAUUGUGAAAUAUGUGGUGGGAAAAUGCCACAUAAUAGACCGUGAGGACAUGGAAAUGAUAACAUGCUAACUUUUGACAUUAUUUGACAUAUUGCGCCAUGCUGUCAUGGUUUAAAAUGCUGAGUCAUCAGAAAUAUUCAUUGCAUCUUUUAAGGAAGAAACGAGGGGGUGGGUAGGCAGGCAUAAAUGAGAUGGGCUGGCUUCACAUGGUUUGCCAAAUUUCAUUCAGUAUCACAUCAUGAAUGCGUUUGGAUUGGUAAGUUUUGCUUGCUGUGUUCAUCAGAUAUUUUUAACACACGAAAGUGUUUUCAUUUAUGUUAAUGUAUGUUUUUUUUUUUUUAUGUAAGUUUGAGUCUUUAAUAUGUUACUGAUGAUAAUGUAACCGAGAUGGAAAGCUAUGAUUACAUCUUCAUAUGGAAAUACGUAUUUGCACAUUUAAGUCUUGGGUGAUUGAGUCAGACAUGUAACAGAUAAUAGAUAGUUAAAUAGCGAUCCGUGCCAGUAUACAGUAAUUUUAGAAGAAUUCGUUUUAGUUUCGUUCAUCAAAUCUUCUUCCCAGUAUGAAUACUGGUCUUAGAAAUCAUUUGAGUCUAAAAGUAUCACUUUCUUUCUUCUGUGCACACCAGGACGAAAAGUGACGAAACACUUUUAAGUAUUUUCAGUUUUGUUCCACAGAAGAAUUGGAUUUUAUUAUUUGAAAAAUUUAUUAUUUUCACCACGUCACUUUAGAUUAAUUGAAUGCAUUUUGCUGAAUAAACAAGUAUUUCUCUUUACAGCAUAUAAAUAAAUGGGAAUUAAGCAUCAAUAGAAACCUUUAUCUUGUUACCAGUUGUGGUACAUGUCCUGGCAUGCCCACUACCAAUGUAUAUGUAUUUCCUGAUAAUGCUAAAAAAUGCUCAACACAUUAGCACUUCGCUUCGUUUUAAAAUUUCAGACCACAAGAGGAACUAGUAACAUCAUUUACUUUCAUCUGCAAAAUGAUUGCAUUGAGUUAGUUACACAUUUCAGGGCAGUUUCAAAGUGCACAAACCAUGUUAUAUGGUAUAAGUGUCGUGAGGUCAAAACAUAGUAUUGUGCAAAGAACUGUGCAAAAAGAAAACAUUGAUUCAUAAUAAUUGAUAAUCUUCCAUGUAAUCAUAAUUUAAUGGGAAAGGAACAUAAGUUGGUAGCUAUGUGUGUGUAUGUUUGCAGUUUUUUAGAAAUGUAGUCUGAGUUGUGUAUUUCCAAUGAGCCUUGGUUUGUAAAAUACAUUUUCCAAAUCCUUUGUAAUAUUAUAACUGUUUUUUCUUUUUUUUUUACUUUUUCAAUUAAAUGCAUUUUUUUAAUUUACCCCCCCCCCCAAAAAAAAAAAUCAAAUAAAAAAUUAAG
Messenger RNA from Carassius auratus (goldfish), 3023 nucleotides. Its product is annotated as FERM domain-containing protein 6. The coding region runs from base 75 to 1325 and encodes 416 amino acids. Lineage: Eukaryota; Metazoa; Chordata; Actinopteri; Cypriniformes; Cyprinidae. Gene Ontology annotation, cellular component: cytoplasmic side of apical plasma membrane; cytoskeleton. The transcript is spliced from 12 exons. Gene Ontology annotation, biological process: positive regulation of hippo signaling. The record is from RefSeq and is a predicted model, not a curated record.